AUGCCACCACCGCCGCCGGCGUCGGUAGUCCUGCCCAGCGACGUGGUGCGCCGCAUCUUGGUCCGCGCGGCCACGCUGGAUGCGUCCACGGGCGUGCGGCUGCUCCAGCUGAAUCGCGCGUGGCAUGCCGUGCUUGUGCCGUGUGUGUACGCGCGCGUCGAGCUAGGCACAGCCCAUGCCUUGGCGAUGUUCCGUGCGCUCGUGCAGGCGCAGCCUCACAAGGCGCGCGCCGUGCGCCGGCUGUGGAUCGGGCCGAUGCACGCACGCUCCGACCUGCUUCCCAUCUUGUCUGUGCCUACGCCGACCGACUCACCCUACCUUGUGUCCCAGCGCGGACAUGUGUACAGUGAUACCCGUCUCGUGCUCCGCGCGUGUCGCCGUGUCGAGGACGUCGCCCUCAGUGGCUCGCUCGUCUCUGCCGACGUCGUCCACUCAUACGGCACAGCAUGCCAGCCUGGGAUCAUUACGUCUAUCAACCCGCACAGCUUCAUUUCAGCCUUCAAUGCGCCCAUCUUUCGGCGCGUACAUACGCUACGUGUGUGCGACCUCAACCUGUCCUUAUCGGAAGUGCAUGCCAUCAGGCGCAUGCCGGCCCUUCGUUCUUUUACAUACACGUCACCCAAAGAUGACGGCGAUGUCGACCAAGAAGUGUAUACCCUGCGUCUCCUCGUGACGUGCGAGGACGACGACCCACUCGAGGCCCUCAGCCGCCGCCUGCACCUCGACGACACGCGGCUCGAGCUGAUCAUACGCACCGCACCACAGCGAGCGGCUCAGUUGGCGGCCCGCUGGCACGAAGUGCCCGGCGUAGAGAUGCGCACGCGCAUCGUGCCACAGCACCUCAUCGACGCGUGGGACGCCCUCCGCGAUCUCGUAUUCCGUGCGCAUGACGACAUCGAUGCGGACGCGGACCCCAGCUCGGCACUCCGCAUCAUGCACGACGAGUGGCGCUAG
Malassezia restricta is the source of this 954-nucleotide messenger RNA. RefSeq lists its product as uncharacterized. The record is from RefSeq and is a predicted model, not a curated record. NCBI's taxonomy places the organism in Eukaryota, Fungi, Basidiomycota, Malasseziomycetes, Malasseziales, Malasseziaceae. The coding region runs from base 1 to 954 and encodes 317 amino acids. The transcript has a single exon.